Taeniopygia guttata (zebra finch) is the source of this 1493-nucleotide messenger RNA. The record is from RefSeq and is a predicted model, not a curated record. NCBI's taxonomy places the organism in Eukaryota, Metazoa, Chordata, Aves, Passeriformes, Estrildidae.
GCGCGCGCGGACCGCGGUCACGUGACUCCCCCCGCCGUUGCUAUGGCGCCGUUGCCAGGGGGCGUGGCCUCCACUCAGCGCGAAUCAACCAGUCAGAGGCCGGGAAGAGCUCGGGCGCGCAGCCAAUCACAAACAGGGCGCGGUCGCCGCGCCAACAGCCAAUCAGAAGCUGUUAUUUACCCCUAAACCACGCCUUUCUCCUUCUCGACCAAUCAGAGCGCAGCGCGCCGCCGGGAGGGGAGAGGGGGGAACCCAAAAAACCUCCCAGCCAAUCAGAGGCUGCCAAAGUUUUCCGCCAAUCAGACGCCCCCCCAAAAAGCAGCAACCAAUCAGAAGGCGGGAUUCGGCGGUGGGCGUGGCCAGGGAAGGGUGUGGCCGUCUGUGGGUGUGGCCAUGGUGGGUGUGGUCACUUGGGGGCGUGGUCAGGGGUGGGGAGGCCACGCCCACUCCGGCACGGCCCGAGCGGAGCUGCGGGAGAGGCGCGACCCCCAAAAACCCCCCAUGGAGCUGCUCCCGGCCGCCGUCAGCGCCCUUCACCUGCUGGUGCUGCUGCUCCUCUUCCUCGCCACCCUCGGCAAGGGCUGGUGGGUGCUGCCGGACUCGCAGGCGCUGAACCUUUGGUUGGACUGCGCCCCCCAAAACCUCACCCGGGGCUGGGAGUGCCGCAGCCUCGGGCUGAGCCCGCUGCUCAGGGGGGUUCAGGGGCUGAUGGUGACGGCGCUGCUGCUCUCGGCCUUCGGCCUCCUCCUCUUCCUCGGGCAGCUGCUGGGGGGGCCCCGCGGCCGCCUCUUCCUCCCCGCGGCCGCCGCGCAGCUGCUGGCAGGGAUUUCGGCGCUGAUGGGGGCGGGGCUGUUCCUGGCCAGCGGUGACCACCCUGGGGACCUGAGUGACCACCCAGGGGUGCUCGGUGGCCACCCGGGGGUGCUCGGUGACCACCCAGGGGUGCUCGGUGGCCACCCAGGGGUGCUCGGUGGCCGUCCCGGUCAUUGCCCGGUGCUGGCCGGGCUGGGCGGGGCCCUGGCGUUGGUCAGCGGGGGCGGUUACCUGCGGCUGAGGGGGCGGGGCUGAGCCCGGGACACGCCCACCUGGACACGCCCAUCUGGGACACGCCCACCUGGGACACGCCCACCUGGGACACACCCAAUGGACACACCCAUGGACACACCCAUGGACACACCCAAUGGACAUUCCCAAUGGACACACCCAAUGGACACGCCCAAUGGAUAAACCCAAUGGACACGCCCAAUGGACACACCCAAUGGACACACCCAAUGGACACACCCAAUGGACACGCCCAAUGGACACACCCAAUGGACACACCCAAUGGACACGCCCAAUGGACAUGACCAAUGGACACACCCAAUGGACACACCCAAUGGACACACCCAAUGGAGACACCCAAUGAGACACCCAAUGGACACACCCAAUGAUGCACCCAAUGGACACACCCAAUGGACACGCCCAAUGGACACACCCAAUGGAGACACCCAAUG